CUCCCUCCCAAGGGGCCGGAAUGCUCCGGGCCCGCGGUAUAAAGGCAGCCGCGGUGGCGGUGGCGGCACAGAGCUCUGUGCUCCCUGCAGUCAGGACUCCGGGACCGCAGGGGGAUCCCAGACCCUGACUGUGCAACCGCACCGGCACGGUUUCGUGGGGACCCAGGCUUGCAAAGUGACGGUCAUUUUCUCUUUCUUUCUCCUUCUUGAGUCCUUCUGAGAUGAUGGCUCUGGGCGCAGCAGGAGCUGCCCGGGUCUUGGUCGCGCUGGUAGCGGCGGCUCUUGGCGGCCACCCUCUGCUGGGAGUGAGCGCCACCUUGAACUCGGUUCUCAAUUCCAACGCUAUCAAGAACCUGCCCCCACCGCUGGGCGGCGCUGCGGGGCAGCCAGGCUCUGCAGUCAGCGCCGCGCCAGGAAUUCUGUACCCGGGCGGGAAUAAGUACCAGACCAUUGACAACUACCAGCCGUACCCGUGCGCAGAGGAUGAGGAGUGCGGCACUGAUGAGUACUGCGCUAGUCCCACCCGCGGAGGGGACGCGGGCGUGCAAAUCUGUCUCGCCUGCAGGAAGCGCCGAAAACGCUGCAUGCGUCACGCUAUGUGCUGCCCCGGGAAUUACUGCAAAAAUGGAAUAUGUGUGUCUUCUGAUCAAAAUAAUUUCCGAGGGGAAAUUGAGGAAACCAUUACUGAAAGUUUUGGUAAUGAUCAUAGCACUUUGGAUGGGUAUUCCAGAAGAACAACAUUGUCUUCAAAAAUGUAUCACACCAAAGGACAAGAAGGUUCUGUGUGUCUCCGGUCAUCAGACUGUGCCACAGGAUUGUGUUGUGCUAGACACUUCUGGUCCAAGAUCUGUAAACCUGUCCUCAAAGAAGGUCAAGUGUGUACCAAGCAUAGGAGAAAAGGCUCUCAUGGGCUAGAAAUAUUCCAGCGUUGUUACUGCGGAGAAGGUCUGUCUUGCCGGAUACAGAAAGAUCACCAUCAAGCCAGUAAUUCUUCUAGGCUUCACACUUGUCAGAGACACUAAACCAGCUAUCCAAAUGCAGUGGACUCCUUUUAUAUAAUAGAUGCUAUGAAAACCUUUUAUGACCUUCAUCAACUCAAUCCUGAGGAUAUACAAGUUCUGUGGUUUCAGUUAAGCAUUCCAAUAACACCUUCCAAAAACCUGGAGUGUAAGAGCUUUGUUUCUUUAUGGAACUCCCUUGUGAUUGCAGUAAAUUACUGUAUUGUAAAUUCUCAGUGUGGCACUUACCUGUAAAUGCAACAGAACUUUUAAUUAUUUUUCUAAAGGUGCUGCACUGCCUAUUAUUCCUCUUGUUAUGUAAAUUUUUGUACACAUUGAUUGUUAUCUUGACUGACAAAUAUUCUAUAUUGAAUUGAAGUAAAUCAUUUCAGCUUAUAGUUCUUAAAAGCAUAACCCUUUACCCCUUUUAAUUCUGGAGUCUAGAAUGCAAGGAUCUCUUGGAAUGACAAAUGAUAGGUAUCUAAAAUUUACAUGAAAAUACUAGCUUAUUUUCUGAAAUAUACUCUCUUAAUGCUUAAAUUAUAUUUCUCUUUAGGCUGUGAUAGUUUUUGAAAUAAAAUUUAACAUGUAAUAUCAUGAAAUGUUAUAAGUAGACAUGCAUUUUGGGAUUGUGAUCUUAGAGGUUUGUGUGUGUGUACGUAUGUGUGUGUUCUACAGGAACAGACGUGUGACAUGGUUAAAGAUGAUCAGAGAAAAGACAGUGUCUAAAUAUAAGACAAUAUUGAUCAGUUCUAGAAUAACUUUAAAGAAAGACGUAUUCUGCAUUGAUAAACCCAAAUGGUCAUGGCAGAAUGAGAGUGAAUCUUACAUUACUACUUUCAAAAAUAGUUUCCAAUAAAUUAAUAAUACCUACCUAAAUGGUCAAUAUUUUUUGGACAAGGAAGAAAAUCAUCCGCAAAAAUAAUACUCCAAAGUACUUGGUGAUUGGCAGGAACAGGAGGUGUGCCCAUAAAUACAGUUAACAAAUACAUGCAGAUUUUGUACCCAACAAAAUAAUUUGCAGUAUCUUAAUUACUACUACAUGCAAAGCAGACUUGUUCUAAUUAUUUUGGUUUUAAAAUAAUUAUUCAUUAAAAAUCACAAAUCCUUCCUCAUUCCACUCUUUUUUCUCUUGCUCGGUGAGUUUAAUAUUUCAAAUUUUGUUUAACCUGAAAUCUAUUGAUUGGAAUGAGGAUAGGAAUACAGUAUUUUAAAGAAAACCCACAGGAAUGAAAUCUAAAUUUUCUUUGCAUUUUUACUUGCCAGAUUUCAUAUUAUUCAUACUGAGGAAAAGGGAAAGAAAACUUCCCAAUUUACACUUUUUUUGUAGUAUUCUAAAGUCUGCACCCAAACCACAAAAUGCUGCGUUUUGGGCCUGCAAAGGAUAGUAGUGACUAAUCAAUCAAUCGUGCAAAUAUUUCCUUAAAUAAUGCAGAUGUACUAGACCGUUUGUUGUUUUUGUGUUCCUGGAAGUCGUUCAAUUUCAAGGGGCUCAACCAAUGGGACACAAGCUUUGGGUGGUUCUUCACUGAAAGAGGAACUGGCAGGAUGUCUGCUGUUACAUUCCUUUUGUCUGGAAGUCUCAGCUUCCUCACCCAGGAGAAACUUUCUUUUUCUACAUUCGCUUGUUUUCUGAAGUGCCAGAAAGGCCAAUUCUAAGGCCUGCCACGUCCAA
Messenger RNA from Chlorocebus sabaeus (green monkey), 2673 nucleotides. It is a transcript of the gene DKK1, whose product is annotated as dickkopf WNT signaling pathway inhibitor 1. Gene Ontology annotation, molecular function: receptor antagonist activity; co-receptor binding. Gene Ontology annotation, cellular component: extracellular region. NCBI's taxonomy places the organism in Eukaryota, Metazoa, Chordata, Mammalia, Primates, Cercopithecidae. Gene Ontology annotation, biological process: multicellular organism development; negative regulation of canonical Wnt signaling pathway. The record is from RefSeq and is a predicted model, not a curated record.